This is a messenger RNA of Rotaria sordida, 261 nucleotides long. Lineage: Eukaryota; Metazoa; Rotifera; Eurotatoria; Philodinida; Philodinidae. The record is from the annotation of a GenBank genome assembly.
AUGGAUGAUCAAUCAUUUACUUGGUUUACUCCAGCACAAUUAAAAGAAAAGGUUCAAAACCAAGAUUUUCGUGAAAAUUUACUAAAAUAUUUAGAAGAUGUUGUAAAAGAAGAUUUAGAUCCAUUUCGAGAUGAAAGCGACGAUGGAACCAGUACAGCAAGCGAUAACAGUGCAUCAAUUCGUGAAGAAACUUUAGAAGUACAAGAUGAUGAAACGCAUAUUGAAAUAGUAACUACUGGAAUACCAACAAGUCUAUUCUAA